GAGCCACGGGGAGGAGCAAAACCCGGAGGUCCCGGGCACCUUGGGUAGAGCCAGAGCGGCGGGAGCCGGUCCCGGGCGCGUUGCCCCGGGAGUGCCCGUCGUCCGGGCAGAGCGCAGCCGCAACCGCGACCACAGCCGCAGUCGCUUUCCAGCCUGCCUUCGGUGCGCAGUGGGGAAGCAGGGCUAGUGCAGCCGCAGGAGGGGGCACGGGCUCCUCUCCCAUCCCAGAGCUACUGGGCUGCCCUUGCUGUCCUUUCUGCCCCAGCAGAGCCCGGCCGGACCUGCCACCUGCGCCCUGGUUGCGCCAUGGAUCCUUCGGAAAAGAAGAUAUCGGUGUGGAUCUGCCAGGAAGAGAAGCUGGUGUCCGGUCUCUCCCGCCGCACCACUUGCUCGGACGUCGUGCGAGUGCUUUUGGAGGACGGCUGCCGACGGCGACGGAGACAGCGGCGGAGCCGGCGGCGGGGGUCGGCCGGCGACCCGCCUGGCCCGGGAGAGCUUCCCGAACCUCCAGACGAGGACGACGAGGACGACGACGAGGCGCUGCCCCAGGGCAUGCUGUGUGGACCCCCGCAGUGCUAUUGCAUCGUGGAGAAGUGGCGCGGCUUUGAGCGCAUCCUCCCUAACAAGACUCGCAUCUUGCGCCUCUGGGCUGCCUGGGGCGAAGAGCAAGAGAAUGUGCGCUUUGUGCUAGUGCGCAGCGAGGCAUCGCUGCCUAACGCCGGCCCCCGCAGCGCCGAGGCGCGCGUAGUGCUCAGCCGAGAGCGCCCCUGUCCGGCCCGCGGGGCCCCCGCGCGGCCCAGCCUGGCCAUGACCCAGGAGAAACAGCGGCGAGUGGUGCGCAAGGCCUUUCGCAAACUGGCCAAGCUCAACCGGCGGCGCCAGCAGCAGCCACCGUCGUCCUGUUCGUCCACUUCGUCGUCCACUGCCUCGUCCUGCUCUUCGUCGCCGCGGGCCCACGAGAGCGCGUCGGUGGAGCGCAUGGAGACGCUGGUGCAUCUGGUGCUCUCCCAGGACCACACCAUUCGCCAGCAGGUGCAGCGGCUCCACGAGCUGGACCGCGAGAUCGACCGCUACGAGGCCAAGGUGCACCUGGACCGCAUGCGGCGUCACGGGGUCAACUACGUGCAGGACACUUACUUGGUUGGGGCAGGCAUCGAGCUCGACGGGUCCAGCCCAGGAGAGGAGCCAGAAGAGGUGGUGGCGGAGGCAGAGGCGGCGGCGGCGGCGCCGCCCCCUCUAGACGGCGAGGCGCAGGCUGCGGCGCUGGAGGAGCUGGCCCGGCGCUGCGACGACUUACUGAGGCUUCAGGAGCAACGGGUUCAGCAGGAGGAGUUGCUGGAGCGCCUUUCAGCCGAGAUUCAGGAGGAACUCAACCAGAGGUGGAUGCGGCGGCGCCAGGAGGAGCUGGCGGCGCGGGAGGAGACCCCGGAGCCCGAUGGCGGCCCCGAGGGCGAGCUGCUGCUGGAGCAGGAACGGGUCAGGACGCAGCUCAGUACUAGCCUUUACAUCGGGCUCCGGCUCAACACGGACCUGGAGGCCGUCAAGUCGGACUUGGAUUACAGCCAGCAGCAAUGGGACAGCAAGGAGCGCGAGCUACAGGGCCUUCUGCAAACUUUGCACACUUUGGAGCUGACAGUGGCGCCGGAUGGGGCUCCUGGCUCCGGCGGUCCCUCGCGGGAAGCCGGGCCUCAAGCCUGCGCCGACAUGUGGGUGGACCAGGCCCGUGGACUGGCCAAGAGCGGUCCUGGCAACGACGAAGACUCGGAUACGGGGCUGAGCUCUAUGCAUAGCCAAGACUCGGACUCCGUUCCUAUGUGCGAAUCCCUUGUCUAGGGGUAGCAGGGGAGAGGGGGAAACAGGGAUCUCUUUUUUCUUGCAGAAUGCAGUGGGCCGGCCGGCUCAGGGAUUUGAAACCAGGCUGUUGGGCCGGGGGAGGGCUUAGGACGCCUGCCUAGCCUCGCGCUCAUCUGGCUCCGGGGUGAGUGCGGAGGAGGGUGGGGGACGAAGAAGUAGGGUCCCCAGUACAAGUUCUUUAAAGAGAGGGAAGGAGGGAGGAGGCGAGAACCACCUAUACUGGAAAACACCCCAAGGAAAUUGACGUGGUCCGAGCCCGUUUUCAAAGUAAGGAAGUAUUACGGAGAUUUCACUACUCUUCUGUAUGGGAAGGACUGAUGGCAGCUAGAACUUUAGUGUGUGGUAUGAAGUGCUUUUAAAAGAAACACUUGGAUGAAAAGGAAAUUCCUUGAAUGUUAAUUGUGACUGUAAACGUGUUAAAACUAGCCAAAGAGGACACACUGGUGUCGGUCUCAGCCUUUCUUACAUCUUUGAUAAAACCCAUAGGCACCAAAAUCCUGGCUGUUUACAUUUCUGCAGAUUUGGGAAUUACCCAUCUGCUAAAUCAUUUGUCUUUUAUUUUCUUUCAAAGGCUAAACUGUAUCGAAGUCUAAUUCUGUAUUUCCUCCUAGUAAACAGAGUAGAUGUUAAAAGGGAAUUCUUUUCCCAAAAUAACCUUUUAUUAUUACAAAAGCCAAACAUAAUCAUUUGAGAUAUAAAAUCCUGGCAAACAUAAUCCUGGUUAAAAUUUAAUCUGGGCCCUUUGGGGUUUGUCCCUGCAAAGGCAGGUGUGUUGCCCUUUAAUUCAUAUUGCCACUUCAUUGACUCAAUCACUGUUAUUUCAGAAAAAAUAAAAGGAAGUGGCAGAAUUCGAGUUACGCACAACAAAACUUGCUGUUUAACAAGCACUCUUUGAAAGCAAAGGUAUGUUAGUGUUCAGCUUUUAAAUUGAGCUAUGUGAUUAAAACCAACUGUGACCACAACG
Molecule: messenger RNA, 2818 nt
Organism: Chlorocebus sabaeus (green monkey)
Lineage: Eukaryota; Metazoa; Chordata; Mammalia; Primates; Cercopithecidae
Source: RefSeq, a predicted model, not a curated record